CCAGCAGGCUCGAAUAUUAUAAUGUUUCCUGAACCAAAAUGGCGGCCAAAACAUCUCAACAAUUUUGUUCUAAACCAGACCUAAUCCGUCAAGAAUACAAGCGUUACAAGCGAAAAAAGCCCCCUCCAGACUUCAGCGAAGUCAUAGACUUUAAUGAUCCACAAACCUUUCAAGGAAAGGUAUCUGAAUGGCCGUUAAAGUCGCUCCCUCAUUCAGAUUUCGGUUUAAAGUGCGCCCGCCAAUGGCGAGCUUACCAUUUAGACUGUCGUCCAGGACUGAUUUUCAUCGUGAAUCCCUUUGUUUCUGGCGCUCAGCAUUACUGGGCUCGUAGAUGUUUGGAGGAUUUUCCUCGAAAACCCAACAUAUCAAAUCUGGAUGCACAUAUGUCGAUAGGUGAUGAUGACUGCAUUUGGGCCUUGAGUAAUAGUGGCAGCAGUGAGCAUGUAAACCUGAUUGAUCGGCUGCGUUGGGUCCACCUUGGCUACCAGUUUGAUUACAAUGUAGUGGAUUAUAAACCAGAGAAAUACUAUGGCUUCCCUAAAGAUCUUGGCGGCCUGAUGCAUCAUCUGGCAGAGGCGAUUGGCUACUUAGGGUACACCCCUGAGGCAGGCAUUGUCAACUACUAUCCUCUGAGUGCAUCUAUGGGGGGACACACUGACCACUAUGAGUUAGAUCUCUCCUGGCCUCUCAUAUCCGUCAGUUUUGGCCAAUCUGCGGUAUUUCUUAUAGGGGGCAAGACAAAGGAUGUUAAGCCUACAGCUUUGUACAUCAGAAGUGGGGACAUACUGGUUAUGUCUGGGGAAGCUCGUCUAGCUUUCCACGCUGUACCUAGAAUAAUACAAGUUCAAACAAAAGAUAAUAUACCGGAAGGUUUGACAUGGUCACAUGGAAUGCUGCCCGAAGAACAAAAAACACACAUGUGGACAACUACAGCAAGAUCAGUGACAACUAAAACACAUGAUGGAGAACAGGACACAACAGAGCAGAAAUCAUAUAAAGACAGCUGCUGUAAUCCCAAGGCAUUUUUAACUCAAUCUCCACCUAUGACAGAAGAGGAAUGGUUGCCAUUCGCAAAAUAUUUGUCCAGAACUAGGAUUAAUGUUAAUGUAAGGCAGGUGCACUCUUUGGGGACAACAGUGAAUAGUCCUCUACCCAAGGAUGAGUAAUAACAAGAAGAUUUGAACACCAGGUUUAUAUAAUUCAAUGAAUCAAUAAAUAAACAAUCUAGUUGAAAAGCAUCAAAUAAAUUUCCCUGCUAGCAGAGGCUUUUUUUCUCUGUAUUUCGCUGGGCUGGAGUUCGCGAGGAAAAGAUACUCUCUUUUCCUCGCGAACGCCAGCACAGUGAAAUACAGAGAAAAGAGGCCUCUGCUAGCAGAGGCGUGAACGAUUGUGCACCAAAAUGGUAUUCAAACUUACACAGUAGUACAUUACCAAAGGCGCGGGUUUUUUUGAGCUGAAUGAAAACAUGACGGAAGAGCUGCCCAGAUUCGCUCUCCUCGAAGGAACAAUUGAUAACUUUAUAAAUGACCAA
This is a messenger RNA of Nematostella vectensis (starlet sea anemone), 1531 nucleotides long. RefSeq names its product nucleic acid dioxygenase ALKBH1. The transcript has 3 exons. Gene Ontology annotation, biological process: oxidative RNA demethylation. Gene Ontology annotation, molecular function: ferrous iron binding; broad specificity oxidative DNA demethylase activity; oxidative RNA demethylase activity. Gene Ontology annotation, cellular component: cytoplasm; nucleus. Bases 39 to 1166 code for a protein of 375 amino acids. The record is from RefSeq and is a predicted model, not a curated record. NCBI's taxonomy places the organism in Eukaryota, Metazoa, Cnidaria, Anthozoa, Actiniaria, Edwardsiidae.